Messenger RNA from Varroa destructor (honeybee mite), 3118 nucleotides. RefSeq names its product coiled-coil domain-containing protein 25. The record is from RefSeq and is a predicted model, not a curated record. Lineage: Eukaryota; Metazoa; Arthropoda; Arachnida; Mesostigmata; Varroidae.
UAUCUGUUCUUAUCAGCUUAAUAUCUGAUACGGGGGACAUCGUCCCCCAAGAUAUUAAACUAUUUUUUGGAACAGGGCUGAGUGCUCGGGGCUUGCUCCACCUCAGCCGCGGGUUGGCCUGGUAUAGCACUACCUCCAGGACCGGCCCACCUUAUAAAGUACCAAAAAUAUGUUUGUACUGGAGGGUUCUGAACUGUACUGUUGCGCGUUGGACUCUCUUUGCAUGAAAGAAAAGCUGAGUUUGAAAGAAUUAAAACUGAGCGUUUGUAAGCAGUCUGUUCACAGCUGGGGAAACUGAGUUAAAGGAGAAGGAAAAUGAUCUUUUGUCGUUCUUGAAAAAUAUUUAGUUCAGGAACAUACGUUGGUAAUCGGUUAGAAACAUGGAUAGUUAGAAUUAUUAUUGCAGUCUGACUAGAAUUGCUUGAAAAGAUUGUUCAUUUAAAAUAACUUAAUUACAUGAUGCGUGUUUAAAUCGAGUUUGUUGAGAAGCUAUAUACGCCAGAGCUCACUAAUAUUAUCAAGAGUCAGUUAGAUGAAAAUUAUAGCUUAAACAAAGUUACUUCGAUCUUUGAUUAUCUGCAAAUACGCACAAUUUCCUGGCGUUAAAUUUGCUGACGUUCAAUAGAAGCGCCUGCAUGACAAACCGAUACGUUUGUGGUACGUUUAGGCAGCUUUGUCUGAUACUCUUUGUGAUACGCUAAAGUAAAUACAUAUCGUAAGUUGCACCCCGAGCGAGACGAAAAAACUAGUUACUAGUUGCAGCUGCUACAACAUUUGGGGUGUGUGUGUGAGAGUGUGUGUGCGCGCGCGUGUGCGUGCGCGCGUGCGUGCGUUUGUAAACGUUACUGAGACCGGAGGCCAUUUUUCUGACAAUUGAAGCACACCUAUUUUUUUCAAAAUGGUGUUCUACUUCACAAGCACGGUAACUAACCCUCCAACGCAACUGUACAUGGGCGCCGACAAAUAUGAAAAUGAGAAGCUCAUUCGGUGGGGUUGGCCAGAAGAUGUUUGGUUCCACGUCGAUAAUUUAUCUUCCGCGCACGUGUAUGUUCGUCUAAAGGAGGGUCAAACAAUAGAUGAUAUUCCCCCGGAGCUCAUUAUGGAUUGCGCUCAACUCGUUAAACAUAACUCUAUACAGGGGUGCAAAGAAAGCAGUGUCGAUGUUGUCUAUACAAUGUGGAGUAACCUUAAAAAAACUCAAGCAAUGGUGGAUGGACAAGUGGGUUUCCAUGAUGAAAAGGCGGUGCGAAAAAUUCGCGUCGAAAAAAAGGACAACUCAAUUACCAACAGACUUACUAAGACCAAGACAGAGGCCCAUCCGGAUUUCCGUGAAAUGCGCGAGGAACGAGACCGCAAGGAGCGUGAAGUCAAGCGCGAACAGGAGCGGCUAAAACGGGAACGUGAAAAAGAAGAGGCAAAGCGGCGUGAGGAAUUAAAAAAGCUCAAAAGUUACGAUUCCCUCAUGAAGCCCGAAAAGAUGACGACGAACGCUGAUGCUGCGGGAUACGACUCCGAUGACUUUAUGUAAAGAUCGAAACAGAACUCGUAAAAAUAAAUAGGAAAGAUAACAGAGGAGUAGAUAGAUAAAGAGGAGCGUCUCAGUGGAUACGGAUCAGUUCCGCAGUGUAUUUUGAAAAUAAAAAUAUGAACAUUGUUUGCUUGAUGGUGUGAGGGCGGAAAGCUGGGGAUAGCCCGUAACACAAGAAAGACGAGCAUCGGCUAAUCUAUUUCGAAAUUUGCUAUAUAUUUGCGUUUGUUAUAUUAUUUACAGUAAAAACACUGACGGAAAGACAUUGAAAACAUGACCAUGUAUCAGAUUGAGGUAGACGCUAAUUUUGGUAUAACAUAUAAAACGUUGGAUGGCUAUAGCUGAAAACGAUAUUGAGCCCCAGUUAGGAAUAAAGUGAAAUUACAUUGGAGCGUAAUAGCAACUUGUUUGAAAUCUGGCAAACUCAUCCCCGGUUGAGAACAGGGAAGUCUUUGUUGUUACAUUAUGAUUGUAACAUUUGCGCAGAAGGCAACGAAUGGAAAGUUCCAACGUUUUGAGCAGGCAUGGCAAAAUCUAUGCCCGGAACGCGGUUUACGGUAGAAGUAGCCAUAGUCAAGGCUGUUCAAAAUAUUAGGCUACUGGCAAUUGGUUAUUUUGGAAGCGUGUUGAGUGUGCAGGGGAGUGCAAUAAAUUUUAGGGAUUGAAGUAAAUCUAUUCAUACUGUACAGUUGUAGAAGAAUGGGGUAUGACGUUAACCAAAUUCUGUUCUGUUCUUUUAGAACUGCCCGGUGGCAAUGCCACCGAUUUGUGUAAGCGUCGUUUAAAUGUCUAUUCGUCAAGACGAAACAAAUAUUGCCGACGCGACGAUGAUUCCAUAAUUCGAAAGUUUAAUUCGUAUAAUAAAUGCACCAAACAUGGUAAAUAUUUGUGGUAUAUGUAUAUUUUAUAAGACAUUGAUUUAUGGAUACAUAAAUUGAAGGCAUAAGUGUAUUUUUGCGCCACCGAUACGUUCUUAUGUAGUAAAUCAACAAUCUAGUUUCAAUCUAGAUCAACAAUCUAGAUUGAAUAAAACUCGUUCUUUGGUGGAAUACUAGUAGGAUACAAUAAUAGUGACAAUAUUUUGGUUGUCGAAGAUUUUAUUGAUAAAUUAUGUGAGCUGAAAGGUAGUUGAAUAGAACUUGGCAUGUAUUCAGUAGUUUCCAAUGCUUGGGUUAUGGAUCGCUGUCGAAACUCGUUGUAAUCUACGGAAAAGCGUCUACUGUCGAUCUCGUUUUCCAUAAAUUAUGAUUGAAAAAGAACAUAUAUAAUAAUAAUUUUCCUACUAGCACAGAAUUGUAUAGGAGCAUAUUGUAUCCUUUGUAUAAUAUGUAGAACAUCAACUCAAAUCGUCAUAUAAACGUGGACAGAAUCCACGAUAGCAGGCGACGCUCAAGUAUUGAGUUUAAGCUCUAAGAUAUUGUGGGGGGUGCUUAAGCAUUCAUGAAAAGUUAUUAGGCAAUUGUAGCAGACAGAAUUAAUUCCAACUAAUAAGGACAAAUGGAGCGCAUCGCGAUGCUGCUAUGACAUCGUUUACAUGACUCCUCUCGUAUCAGUGAAAUAAAUGAUGAGACGAGAUCAUUUGAAGUUGGC